UACAUUUUUGUUUUUGCAUUUUUCUUCAGCACAAAGCCCAGUAUUAAUUUAUAUUUGUUUGUUAUAAAAAAGUGGAAUAAACCCAAUAAAAAUUAAACAAAAUAUGGCAAAUACUAUAGAUAAAGUACGCAUCAUUAUAGUGGGAGAUUCAGGUGUGGGCAAAACUUGUCUUACUCAUCUUAUAGCUCACGGCGAAAGUCUUACCCGGCCAGGCUGGACGGUGGGUUGCAAUAUAGAAAUCAAGUUACAUGAAUAUAAAGAAGGUACUGCUCAACAGAAGCCCUAUUUUAUAGAAUUAUUCGAUAUUGGUGGUUCGUUGAGCCACAAGAAUACCAGAAGUGUUUUUUAUACACCCACCCAUGGCAUUAUUUUGGUACAUGAUCUAACAAAUCGUAAAAGUCAUAGUAAUUUACGGGAAUGGCUAUUUGAAAUCUUGAAUAAAGAAGGCAAAGAUACCUAUAAGGGAGGCAGCAGUAUUGCUGGUAAUAGUGGACAAACGGCAUGUUUAAUAAAUGAUGCCAACGGUUUUGAUCCCGAGGAAUUUGUGGGAGCUACUCAAAUACCAAUUUUAGUAAUGGGCACAAAACUGGAUUUGGUCGAUGAGAGAAGGCAACCGAAAACAGUGCAAAAAGCCGGCGGCAUAGGUAAAACCGAACAAUGUGGUGCCGAAGAAAUUUGGCUUAAUUGUCGUGAUCCCCGCAGCAUCGCUGCUGGUACUACCGACGCCGUUAAACUUUCUCGAUUUUUCGAUAUGGUCAUCGAAAAAAAGCAACAAACUAGAGAAACAGGAUUUUAUAGCUCCGGCUCAUUAACCGAUCGUCGUCGUUAUAAUACGGCUUCGUCAUCAUCGCCCCAAGGUAGUCCCACCAUAAUUGCAACUGCGAAUAUUUGUGGCAGCGGCAGUAAUUAUAGUUCUCCCGUGGGAGAUAUUAGACCUACAGCAAAAAUGCAACCAGCCUAUGGAAAUGUCUUAAUGGAUUCAAAUUCUUAGUUUUAAAGUAAAAUGUUAUUCCAUUUUUUUAAUUUUUGCUAAAUUUAUAAAAAUAAAUGUACCUAUACUACAGUAAAAACGUAAUAAAACUUAUCUGAUUACCACUCAACUUAUCUAAAAUUGA
Molecule: messenger RNA, 1115 nt
Organism: Lucilia sericata (common green bottle fly)
Lineage: Eukaryota; Metazoa; Arthropoda; Insecta; Diptera; Calliphoridae
Product: rab-like protein 3
Exons: 3
Coding region: 104-991 (295 amino acids)
Biological process (GO): intracellular protein transport
Cellular component (GO): endomembrane system
Molecular function (GO): GTPase activity
Source: RefSeq, a predicted model, not a curated record